AUAUUUUCGGUGACACCCAAUCCGCGCAACUAUUGCUGUCCCGUUGAGGGCUGUUGUGCCGCCUAUACUAAGUCCAGUCAUCUGACCGCUCAUCUCCGUCGACAUACAGGUGAGAAGCCGUAUGUCUGCAAUUGGCCGGACUGUGACUGGAGGUUUUCCAGGUCUGAUGAGUUGUCGCGACACAAGCGGUCGCAUACGGGCGAGAAGACACACAUCUGUCCGUUCUGUUCGAAGGGCUUCUCCCGAUCGGAUCACUUAAGCAAACAUUUUCGGGUCCAUAAACAGGAACUGCCGGACGGUCUCGAU
Messenger RNA from Medioppia subpectinata, 306 nucleotides. The record is from the annotation of a GenBank genome assembly. Lineage: Eukaryota; Metazoa; Arthropoda; Arachnida; Sarcoptiformes; Oppiidae.